Molecule: messenger RNA, 1308 nt
Organism: Fonsecaea multimorphosa CBS 102226
Lineage: Eukaryota; Fungi; Ascomycota; Eurotiomycetes; Chaetothyriales; Herpotrichiellaceae
Exons: 2
Coding region: 1-1308 (435 amino acids)
Biological process (GO): cell wall organization
Cellular component (GO): cell surface; fungal-type cell wall; extracellular region
Molecular function (GO): 1,3-beta-glucanosyltransferase activity; glucan endo-1,3-beta-D-glucosidase activity
Source: RefSeq, a predicted model, not a curated record
AUGAGAGCAACAAUUUUGACCCUAGCUGCCUUGUGCGCACCAGUUGUGCUGGCUGUUCCCCAUGGAGGCAAUUAUCGACAUCAGCAUGCUGCGCGCCACCAGGUGGAGACUGAUUUCGCCACUGUCACUGACGUCGUCACUGUCACCGCCAACAAUGCUGUCGUCUGGGUCGACCAGUACAAUAACAUCCUGUCCACCGAAUAUCGUGAUCACCCAACUCCUACCAUUGUCGCAUCGCCCUCCUCUGCAACUCCUGUGGUCGUGCCAACUGAAUAUGCUUCGGCUCCAGCCCCAGCUCCUUUUUCCCAAGUCGAGUCCGCCUCCGCUGCGUCUGAAUCACCUGUGGCUGCCCGGAUCUCCGGUCCCGGGUCUGCCCCAGCGGUUUCGGCUGCUCCUACUUCCCAGGUCUCAAAUUCUUCUCCAUCGGCCUCCGGUGUCACUCAACCUUUGACCACUUCUGAUAGCGCCUCCGCGCAAGUGAGCAGUGCUACAGCCAGCGGGAACUCAAACAAAGGUACCCAGGGUGGAUCCAAUGCCGCAGCUGGUGGUUAUGGUAUUUGUUACGAACUCAUUGGCAACAAUGGGUGCAAAGAUCAGACCGAAAUGGAUUCCGAGUUUGGUUUCUUGGCCAGCCAGGGGUACUCCAAAAUCCGCUUCUACGACAUUGGCUGUGACCUCGGUGUGGCCACAGCUGCUGCCUCUGCCAACGGCCUGCAAGUCAUGCUAGGUCUUAACACUAUCGGCAACGUUGUUGGUGAUUUGGGCACACUUGUCGGCAUGAUCAAAGGAAAUUGGGGCCCGGUUGACACUGUCGUUAUUGGGAACGAAGUCGUUAAUUCAGGCGGUUCAGCAGCUGCUGUCGUCGCUGCGCUCGCUGUGGCUCGUCCUAUCUUGCAAGCUGCCGGAUUCACGAAGAGUGUUGUCACUGUGGACACUUUCACCGCACACCAAAACAAUCCUCAACUCUGUCAAGCAUCGGAUUUUUGCGCCGUCAACGCUCACGCUUUCUUUGAUCCUAACACACCAGCCAAUGAUGCAGGCACCUUUGUCGACGGUGUGAUUGCCCCUAUCCAGGCGAAGGCAAAUGGCAAGCAAGUCAUCGUCACAGAGUCCGGCUGGCCAUACCAAGGAUCGCCUAACGGUCAAGCCAUCCCGUCCCCUGCCAACCAGCAGACUGCCAUCAAUUCUCUGAUGAAUGCAUUCAGUACGAACUCUAGCAGCCUGUUCCUCUUCCAGGCCUACGAUGCCACCUACAAGGCUCCGGGGGCUUUCGGGGUUGAGCAGUACUUUGGCAUUUAUGGCCAUUGA